Messenger RNA from Hyaloperonospora brassicae, 390 nucleotides. The record is from the annotation of a GenBank genome assembly. Lineage: Eukaryota; Oomycota; Peronosporomycetes; Peronosporales; Peronosporaceae.
AUGUUCGUCGUAGUGGGCUCCAGAGAGCCUCUGUACAAGAUGGAAAUGCGGGCGCGACGCGAGGACAGUGCGCACGUGGACGAGUUCGUGCUGCACGCAGCACUGGAUCUCGUGGAUGAGCUCGUUUGGACGACGCCCAACAUGGCGCUCAAGGUCGUGGACCGGUUCAACGACCAACUCGUGUCGGCGUUUGUCACGGCUUCGGGCGUGAGGUUUCUCCUACUGCACGAGACGCGCAGUGACGAGACCAUCAAAGGCUUUUUCCAAGAGGUGCACGAGCUCUAUAUUAAGUUGUUGAUGAACCCGUUCUACGAGUACGACACGCCAAUCACUUCCGAAGUGUUUGACGCGCGGGUCAAGACAUUGGCGCGGAGGUACCUAAACAAGUGA